Messenger RNA from Lutra lutra (Eurasian river otter), 1650 nucleotides. Its product is annotated as basic proline-rich protein-like. The record is from RefSeq and is a predicted model, not a curated record. The coding region runs from base 1 to 1650 and encodes 549 amino acids. The transcript has 5 exons. NCBI's taxonomy places the organism in Eukaryota, Metazoa, Chordata, Mammalia, Carnivora, Mustelidae.
AUGGCGGCCUCCUUAUCUGCAGCUGGGAGGAGCCCAGAGCUGGGGCGGCUCCUCAGCGCGCCCCGGAGAGAAAAGCCGAGGGACCCUCCAGGCUCCCUGGUCUCCUCCACGCUCCGAGCUCCCCGGCCUGUGACUGCGCGUCUCUGUCUCUGGCGCGGCCCGUCUGGAGUCCGCAAACCCGCAGCUUCCCGCCGCGCACUCCCGCCCGCUCCCCCCGAGAAGGACGGUGAGUGUCCCCGGAUCCGCCGCGUGUGCGGUCCCUGCGCGAGGAGCCCCGGCCGGACUGCGCCUCGGGUCCCGGGUGAAGGGGACCCCGCGCUGAGAGCCCCUCCUCGGCCCGUGUCUGCCGCCGCGUCCCCGCUCCGCCGCCCUCAGACCCCCGUCCUUCUGGGACCCCCGGACCGAGACCGCGCUGUCCCCGCCCCGCCUCUGCAGCGACGUGUCCCGCAUCACACGUGGAGCGACGUCUACGCGGUCCGACUCUGGGCUCCGCCCCGCCGCCGGCCGGGAGCCGCCCCUCCCCCGCGGUCCGUCCUCCCGCACGUGGCCGGUCCCGCCUCCCGGAACGUGGUCGCUUCUCUGCUCCCGGAGUCGCUGCUCUUGUUUGCUCCGGUCUUCGGGCGGGUUUGUCGGGUUGGGGACGCCGUGGUGCGGGGCGACGUGCGGGAAGAGCCGCCGGCCCGGGAGACCCACAGGAAAUCAUCCAAGGGUUUCGCGGGGGUCACGCAGGCAGGAGGCUCCGCGCUGACUCUAGACGCUCAGUACCAGCCCGCCCGGCCCCAGCGCUCGGAAGCCUCUUCCGGGGCCCCUGGCCUGCUCUGCUCCGACGCCUCCUCCGGGCCGCCCUCCGUGCUGCACUCCGCGCACGUCUUCUGGACUCGGGCUGUCCCAGAGGCUCGGUGCGGCGGGCCGGCCGCCUGCCCUAUCCUGUGCGCGCCGCGGGUUCCACCUCCGCAGGCUCCGGGCUUCCUGGACUGUGACCACCGGCCCCGUCUGGAGUCCGAAAACCCGCAGCUUCCCGCCGCGCACUCCCGCCCGCUCCCCCCGCCCCCCAAGGACGGUGAGUGUCCCCGGAUCCGCCGCGUGUGCGGUCCCUGCGCAGAGAGCCGCGGCCCGACUGCGCCUCGGGUCCCGGGUGAAGGGGACCCCGCGCUGAGAGCCCCUCCUCGGCCCGUGUCUGCCGCCGCGUCCCCGCUCCGCCGCCCUCAGACCCCCGUCCUUCUGGGACCCCCGGACCGAGACCGCGCUGUCCCCGCCCCGCCUCUGCAGCGACGUGUCCCGCCUCACACGUGGAGCGACGUCUACGCGGUCCGACUCUGGGCUCCGCCCGGCCGCCAGCCGGGAGCCGCCCCUCCCCCGCCGUCCGUCCUCCCGCACGUGGCCGGUCCCGCCUCCCGGAACGUGGUCGCUUCUCUGCUCCCGGAGUCGCUGCUCUUGUUUGCUCCGGUCUGCGGGCGGCCACCGGCCGCCGCGGGGCCGCGCACGUUUCGGUGUAGAAGAAUGAAAGUUCAGCAGACUGCACCUCAGUUCUGCGCUCGCACUAGCCGCGCGCUUCACAGCCGGGGGACAGCCGCGCCGCGCCGGGCUUCUGCAUGGGGCAGCUCGGGCAUGGGGCAGCUCACCCCAGAAGGGUCUCUGGGGCAGCGCUGA